AGGCGAUUAUAUCUUAUACGUGUAUAAUUUGUAAUAAAACACAUAAUUUUUGAUCGAUGUAGUUAUUUUCUAAUGAACCUAAUUAUUUGCUAUUUUAACUCAUCUUCUUCAUAAGAGUAGAUUUUAAAUAUGCUUGAAAACCGAUUUUAUGAUCGCAACUAGUUUUAAAUUACUUGUGUGCAGUUUUGAAGUAUAGUUAUUGAUCAUGGACAAAAAAGAAUAUACAUAUGGCUAUCAACCAUUAGAUGAUUAUUCAAAAAAUGACACAGACGAUACAGGUGUUUGUAAGAAAAUAACAGAUGCUUAUGAACUUGAAGAACUUAACAAAGAUAAUUUACCACCUUCCGAUGAGAACAACAAUAAAAUGAAUGCGCAUGGUAUCGGUGUGUAUACUGCUGGAAUAUUUAUUGUUGGCGAGGUUAGUGGUGCUGGUGUUAUUGCUUUUCCUGGAGCAAUGUCCAAAACAGGAUGGCUAGGUUUACCAUUAAUGGUUAUUAUUUUAUUCAUAUGCGCUUACUGUGGUCUUUUGCUUGGAUAUGCUUGGAAACGUGCAAAACAGCAGCGUGUAGAGACUGAACCUAUUAGGGAUCCUUAUCCUUUCAUUGGUGAAAUUGCAUUUGGAAAAAAAGGUCGUAAUGCUGUUUCAGUAUGCUUAAAUGUUCAACUUUUUUUUACUUGCGUUAUUUACUUAAUACUGUGUGCAGAAAUUUUACAAAGUUUCCUUUUUUUCCAUGUUGGUACUACGCCUGGGAUUUCAAGUCUUCGUAUUUGGCUGCUGAUAGUAUCAUUUGUGAUUAUUCCAUUUACUUGGUUGGGUACUCCUAAAGAUUUUUGGUUUGUUGCUGUUGGAGCUGCUCUUUCAACUACUUUAGCUGUUAUUCUCAUUAUAACAAAGUAUAUACUGAUUCGACCAAAUGAUAUAAAUUCAGUUGAAAAAGCUCCAGUAACAAUUGGUUCUUUCUCAUCUGCAUUUGGAGCAAUCGUAUUUGGAUAUACUGGUGCAAGUUUGUUUCCUACUAUACAGUCAGAUAUGAAAAAUCCAGCGAGGUUUAUUCAAGCUGCAUCAAUUGGUUAUGCUGGAAUAGGAUUACUUUACAUUCCUACUGCUAUUGGAGGAUUUGUUACUAUUGGCAAAGGUCUCCAAGACAGUAUCUUAAAGACACUUACUGAUUAUGAUCAUAUACAUAAACUAAAUCAUGGCAUAGUUGCAGCUGCAAAACUUUUAUUUGCAUCACAUUUUUUGUGUGGAUUUGUGUUAAUGAUAAAUCCUUUGGUUCAACAAAUGGAGAGUUUUUUCAAUGUACCGUAUGAGUUUUCAAGACAAAGAAUAUAUUUUCGAACGUUAGCUGUGAUAUCUGUACUUGGUACAUGUGAGAUCUUUCCACUAUUUGGUCCAAUUGUUGAUUUGAUUGGUGGAUCAUUAAAUGUGUUUUUGUGUUUUUUUUUCCCUAUCUCAUUUUAUUUGAAAUUAUAUCCGGAAACAACCUUAGGCCCAAAGUUGCUAAUGGGGCUUGUUUGUUUCAUCGCUUUGAUUGGAGGAGUUCUUGCGACAACUUUUAAUAUACUAAAUAUUAAAACAUCUAUCAAUGAACUAUACUUUAAACAUGGUAGUCACCAAUAGUAAACGGUCACCACUAGUUUCUUUUCAACACAUAGCUAUUGUCUCAAUAAUUGCAUUGUUGCAAAAUAAUAAUUUUAAAUUACUUUUUGAGUUUAUAAAUAAAAUUAUAAAUUAAAAAUAGUAUUUGAAAUAUUUAUAUAUUAUUUUUUAAGAUAUAAAAUAUUUUAAGUAUUAUAAAUCGAUAAAAUUUAAAUAAAUCGGUCAACUAAACUAAAUUAUCAGCCUAGCUGCUAGUUUAGUUUAGAUAACGAUUUGAUUUAAUUUUGAUGUAGUUAGAUGUUAUUUAUUAUGUUCUCAUAUAUUUAUGUAAUUAUGUUAUUAUUUAUAUAUUUUUUUAAUUCUUAUAAGGUUAUAAAUUUUUUUUAUAAAUAUUUUGUAUUGAUUUUAUUUUAUUUACUUUUGAGGCUUCUUACUAAACAGUGACGUAAAAAUGAUUUAUUUUUUUAAAUUGUCUUUUUAUAAAAGUUUGUUAGAAUUUUAAUUUCGGUGGAUUAAUAUGUUGUGUUUUUUUUUUUUAAUGCGAUUAUCAUGUUUAGAUUUUUUUUUUGUGCUUUAUUUAAGCUAGGAAAUAUAUAUACUGAAAGGGA
Hydra vulgaris (swiftwater hydra) is the source of this 2208-nucleotide messenger RNA. RefSeq lists its product as uncharacterized. Gene Ontology annotation, molecular function: amino acid transmembrane transporter activity. Gene Ontology annotation, cellular component: membrane. The record is from RefSeq and is a predicted model, not a curated record. Gene Ontology annotation, biological process: amino acid transmembrane transport. Lineage: Eukaryota; Metazoa; Cnidaria; Hydrozoa; Anthoathecata; Hydridae.